AGGCAGUCGCUGCACGACAUGUGCGAGUGGCUCCAGGCCGGCGUGCUGGCCGGUCGUCGCGUCGCCGCCCGGCGGAGCGGGGCGCGCAUCGAGGAGUCGAAGGCCGCUGUGCGCGUCGAGCUUGACGAGCUCCUCAUGGAGAUGAUGCACCAGACCUCCGCCAGGGAGGAGGCGAGAGCGGCAGCCUUGGACCAGAGGCUGAAGGAGGCGGAGCGGAUGUCCUCCGACGCGCUCCAGAAGUCCUCCGAAGCGUCCGCGCGCGCCGACGAGCUUGGAGCCAGGCGUGCUUCGCUGGAGGAGCCUGGUUCACGCCUCGCCGCGGAGGAGAAGGAACUCUUGGAACAGCUCAAGGCGCGGGUCGACCAGUUGGCGGCCGCGCAGGCCGAGCGCGCCGAGGGCGCCAGCGACAUAGGGCAGCUCGUGCUGCAGACGUCGGCGAAUUGCAAGCGCAUCGAAGAGCUGGGCGUCGAGCUGCGACAAGAGGACAAGGAGACAGAGCAUCGCGUUGUCCAGCGUCUGGAGUCGCGCUUGGAGCACCAGAGGCUGGCGGAGGAGGCCGCGGGCAGCCGGCUGGCGGGAGCGCUGGGCAGGCUUGACGAGCAGGCGGUGGAGCUCGAAGCCGUCCGCGCCGCCGCCGCCGCGUUCGGCGGAGAGCUCGAGCGGCUUGACGCGGAAGUGCAGCAGUGGGGGGAGGCCCGCGCGCGCGCCGACGAGCGGCACGGCGCGCAGCUGCAGGCCGGCGAGCGCGCCGUGCGCGAGCUCGAGGACCGCCUCCGGGCCGAGCAGGAGCAGGCCGGCCGCGAGCGCCACGAGCUCCGCGAGCGGCUCUCCGCCCUCGGCACGGAUCUCGCCGCCGCGGCGCGCGAGCGCGCGGCGGAGCACGCCGAGGUCCAGGAG
Prorocentrum cordatum is the source of this 897-nucleotide messenger RNA. NCBI's taxonomy places the organism in Eukaryota, Dinophyceae, Prorocentrales, Prorocentraceae. The record is from the annotation of a GenBank genome assembly.